This is a messenger RNA of Pocillopora meandrina, 2696 nucleotides long. The record is from the annotation of a GenBank genome assembly. NCBI's taxonomy places the organism in Eukaryota, Metazoa, Cnidaria, Anthozoa, Scleractinia, Pocilloporidae.
UGGCACUGGUGAUCAAGAUGGCGGCCGCUGCACGAGGCCGUGGUCGAGGCAGAGGUGGAUUUGGAGUACCAAAGCCGGGCAAACCGGGAGAAAAAUCUGAGCAGCAAGCUGAUAUUUCAACAGAAAAAUCGUCUAAUGAAUUUGAUUUGACAAAGGUGCUGAAUGAUCUAGGGGAAAACACUUUGGACACACAAGUUAAGGAAAUUUCUCACCACAUAUCACAAUCUAGUUCAUCGACGAAACUCAAGGACGUCGUUGAUCAUUUAAUUCAGCGGACGAUCAAGAAGAGCUAUUUUGCACCUCUAGCUGCCAAAGUAGCCAACAAGCUUUGCUCCGAUGAAUCAUUUGGAAUUGCAUUUAGAGGCGAUCUGUUGAAAUCUACUCAAGAACAGUACAAGAAGAGAGAAAGUAUUCGUGCGAACUCCACAAGCGAAUGGAUCGGGCUAGCGUGUUUUAUUUGCGAACUUUUUCGUCAUCUUCGAACUGGUGAGGCUCCGUUAAGACCCCUAGCAGCAGCGGUACACCAGACGUUGAGUGAGCUAUUAUCGAGCGAAGGACAGAACGACAAUAAUGAUGAAGAGCUCGAAGAAGAUGAAAUAGACUGUUUUUAUGAGAAUUUUAAAGGUGUAGGAUUUCUUUUGGAGACCGUUAAUCAGGUAGGUAAAAGCAGGGUUGUGUUAGCUUUCAAACCGCCAAGAGUGACCCGCACUCAAUUUCUCUUUACUUUAUCAAAGCUGAAUCAAACAUUUAGGAAGCUGGCAUUGGGGCCUAUUAGAAGCCGCAAAACUGUAGAAAAAAAUCAUCCAAAACCGAAAAACCGAAAAAAAAAAUUCUAUCAAAACGGAAAACCACAUGCAAAAAUGUAAAAACUGUUACAUUUUCAAUCCCAGUUAUUAAAACCGUGGUUGAUCUGAUUUAGACUGGUGACAAGUGGAGCAUACAGUGUAAACUACACUAAUUUCAUUACAGGAUUUAUGAAUGCCAUGGACUUGGCAUUCGUAUCUUCUAGUAUCUGCUUAAAUUAACAGCUGCUCUCUUCAGGACCUUGAGCAUGGUCUCUGCAGACUCAGCAGCUGGUAAUGGAGCCUAGUUAAAUUAAGGAAAUUCACACUAAAGACCUUCAUAGGAUUGCAAUUUUGCAGUCGCAGAAAGCUAUAGCUCUGGAAAGUUUUAUCAAAAAUCCCAUAUCUAACAUUUCCAUUUACGAACUAAGACCUGAAAGUUUGGAGAUGUAAUUGGAAUGUUGAAUCAAUCGGUCACAUGUGGCCUGUAACUUGGUCACCAACUCCAAGGUGGCGUUGAUAAAGAAACCCUGACAAUGUUCUGUGCUCAGCUGUACCCUCUGUGUAGUUGCCCUUCCCCCCACCUUGGGGGGGAAGGGUAUGGCUACACAGACGCUACUUAGGGAUCCCUGCAAUAUUUCAAUUGGUUUGUCAUGCAAUCGUCUUGUUAACAUUUGCAAUUAGCUGUUGUUUGAGAUCAGUAAAGGCGCGUAAUUGCCACUCAGAUCGAAGAGAAACUGGAACCCAAAUAGGUCAAAUAGGAAACACCAAAAACCACAUCGGAUAUCAAAUCCAAAAACCCAUUAAUACUUUUAGCAAAAACCAAAAACCAAUCGCUAAGAAACAGAAAAUCAGAAAAUAAGAAUUUUAAUUAGGACUUACUGCUGCCUAAGACAAUUCAAAUUGGAAGCUUCUUCCUCCUUGUCAUGGUAGAUAAAGAUAUUUUGAAAAGAUGAACCUCUAUAUGCAAGUGAAUCUUUCAUGUAUCUAUCUUCAAACCUUGGUCUAAGGAGACAGUCCUAUUUUCUAUCAGUGGUAGUCAUGUACAUUAAUUUGGCUAACUUUGUGUAACUACAUUUUGCUGAUUCUUUUGGACAGGAGAAAGCAGAGGAACUCUUGGGAAUGAUGAGAGACACUAUACUCUCUGAUAACUCAUCUGCCAAAACAAGAUGUCUGUUACUGGAAAUGCUUGAGUUCCAUGCAAGACAAGGGAAAAUUUCUUCAAAAGUUGAGGACUAUUUUAGUGAUAAGCUAGCUGAAAUAAUGGCCAAUGAAUUAUAGUAUUAUUUGAAACUUCAGAAAUCUGGCAUAGCAUAAAUACCUUUUGUUUUGGAAUACACAAAUAUGAAAACACAAGAAAUAAAGAUCUUUCACCUUGGGAAAUUGCAUUUCUGUAGGAAGUACAGAGUAUUUAUGUUAAAUUUUUUAUCUUUGUUAAUACAAUGUAUGUAGUUUCUUAGGAAAUAACAUAUGAUCAUUUGUUCACAAGUGUUUCAAAAUCUUAACAGACACUUUACUGCACAUGUGAACCACUUUGUAUCACUGCAUAUGGUAAUAUAUGAUUUUGUGACCAAAACACAGGUUGGUUGGCUCAAGUUAUAACCUUUGUAAGGCCACUUGUGUUCUCUGGAAAUAUAUUUCAGUCACAGUGCCUCUCUCCACGUAAGAACAUGGGGGGGGGGGGCAUCUGUAUGCAAUGGACUAGUAUUCUAUAGAUGGGGAGUACAGUUCGGGACUCAUCUGGCCUAGCCCAAGCUUUUAUUGGGAAAGAACAAUUAUAGAUUACUGUAUAAGGGCCUUACAGAGAAGCACAAAUAGUUCCUCUCCACCCAGCAUAUGACCUAUUGAAAUCAAUUAAGUAAGAAGAAAGAGAGAGGGCUAAAGUUUAUUAUACGAUAAAAUGCUUAAUGGUGG